CUGCUCCUCUCUUCUCCCUCUCUUUCUCUCUCUAGGGCAUAUUUUUUUCUCUUUCUACAUUCAUUUUUUGGUAUUCUGUCUCCUUUGCCGUUGUUGUCACGCUUUGUCGCUCAGAUCUGACUUUAUUCAUCCCAGGCUCCCUUCUGGCGCCGGUUUCGUCACCGGAGAUUGCGACUAUGGCUCCAACUAUUGAAACACCUGAGAAAGAACUCAACCAUAACCAGAUCUCUCGUCCGCCUCUUAAUGAAAGGAUACUGUCAUCCAUGACACGUAAAUCAGUUGCUGCCCAUCCUUGGCAUGAUCUCGAGAUAGGACCUGGAGCUCCGAAGAUUUUCAAUGCGGUAAUUGAGAUCAGCAAGGGCAGUAAGGUGAAGUAUGAACUCGAUAAGAAGACUGGACUUAUCAAGGUUGACCGAGUGCUUUACUCAUCUGUUGUCUACCCUCAUAACUAUGGUUUCAUCCCACGCACUAUUUGUGAGGACAGUGACCCUAUGGAUGUUUUAGUUAUCAUGCAGGAGCCUAUCCUUCCAGGGUGCUUUCUACGUGCAAAAGCAAUUGGUCUUAUGCCCAUGAUUGAUCAGGGAGAAAAAGAUGACAAGAUAAUUGCAGUCUGUGCUGAUGACCCAGAGUACCGACACUACACAGAUAUCAAGGAGCUCCCACCACACCGUUUGGCCGAGAUCCGUCGCUUCUUUGAGGACUAUAAAAAGAAUGAGAACAAGGAAGUUGCUGUUAAUGACUUUCUACCUGCUUCUGAUGCCUAUGAAGCCAUCAAUCAUUCCAUGAACCUGUAUGCGGAGUAUGUCGUGGAAAACUUGAGGAGAUAAUCGUUUGGUUUUAUUGGAAAUCAGAUAUUCACUCCAUAUAGAUAAAAAAAAUUCUCUUAUACUAUAAGUUCCUCGUGUUUUACUAUGUGCAUAUAACUCGGCCAGCAAAUAUUUCUGGUACAUGUUCCCCUCUAUCAAGAUAUGAUGACGACAAAGGCACGGCGAGACUGAAGUGCCAGACUGGUUCAGCACUUCACAAGCUCUAAUUCUCUGUGCCAAACUCAUAUGACUCCCAUUUGGUACUUUCGUUUAUUUUUAUUUUGCAUCCUUUUGUCUUUUGUGCAAGGCAAACUCAUAACAAUGCUUUGAACACUCGUUGGUAUUUGUUUUUGUUCAAUCACAUGUUUAGCAAGCAGUUUCUCGUAUCGUGCUCCAACUGGAAUUGUUUUUUUUAAAUGAAUUAAGUUUGUGGUA
Molecule: messenger RNA, 1241 nt
Organism: Cuscuta campestris
Lineage: Eukaryota; Viridiplantae; Streptophyta; Magnoliopsida; Solanales; Convolvulaceae
Source: the annotation of a GenBank genome assembly